Molecule: messenger RNA, 1705 nt
Organism: Onychostoma macrolepis
Lineage: Eukaryota; Metazoa; Chordata; Actinopteri; Cypriniformes; Cyprinidae
Gene: aqp10a
Product: aquaporin 10a
Exons: 6
Coding region: 249-1151 (300 amino acids)
Biological process (GO): glycerol transmembrane transport; water transport
Cellular component (GO): basolateral plasma membrane; plasma membrane
Molecular function (GO): water channel activity; urea transmembrane transporter activity; glycerol channel activity
Source: RefSeq, a predicted model, not a curated record
UCUCUCGCUCCCCUCUCUUUCUCUUUGUCCUACAUGAUUAUUAAUGAUUUAUUAAGGGGUCGUGGUCUGGAUCAAAGAGUUAUGAUGUAGAUGUUGACUGCUUAAUGUGGGAUGUUUGUACCAUGGAACUGUAUUUAAAAGAGGGUUUAAAGGUUAGCUGAGCUAAUAGACACAGACUGAGGUUAGAAGAUCAUCUCUGAAGAGCGGGAUAGCAAGUUUUGCACAAAACCUAAAAGCCAAUACUAAAAAUGAGUCGGGUAAAAAAGAUAAUUAAGAGGAUGAAGGUGAAAAAUGAACUGAUGCGACAGAUUAUGGGAGAAGUCUUAGGCACCUUUGUACUUCUGCUGUUUGGUUGUGCUGCAGCAGCUCAGGUGAAAACCAGCAGAGAAACUAAGGGACAGUUUCUGUCUGUUAACAUGGCUUUCUCUGUUGGCGUCAUGUCUGCCAUGUACCUCAGCAGGGCAGUAUCAGGAGCUCAUCUAAACCCAGCUGUGUCUCUUAGUUUCUGUGUCUUGGGAGACCUAGCCUGGAUAAAGCUGCUACCCUAUUCUCUGGCUCAAAUAUUCGGGGCCUACCUCGCCUCUGGGCUUGUCUAUCUCAUCUACCAUGAUGCGAUUAUGGAGUUCAGUGGUGGAGUUCUGACCGUAUUUGGUCCUAAUGAAACAGCCAGCAUCUUUGCCACUUACCCAACUGAUGUGGUGUCACUGCAGACCAGCUUCCUCGAUCAGGUGGUCGGCACAGCCAUGCUGAUGUUGUGCAUUCUACCUCUGAAUGAUAAGAGAAAUGCUCCUGCUCCUGAAGCACUGCUCCCUCCAAUUGUAGCCACUGUUGUCCUGGGGAUUUCCAUGUCAAUGUCAGCUAACUGUGGAGCUGCCAUAAACCCUGCCCGUGACCUUGGUCCUCGACUCUUCACCUUCACGGCAGGUUGGGGCAUCGAAGUCUUCACGUGUUAUGACUACUUCUUCUGGAUUCCAUUAGUGGCUCCUAUGGUGGGGGGCUUGCUGGGGUCCAUCAUUUAUCUGGUCUUCAUUCAGUGGCAUCUACCUGAGCCUGAGGAUGAAUCUGAGUCUGAGGAGUUUAAUGAACAAACAAAGGUCACAGAGCACAACAACAAAACAGACGAGUUUUUCCAUAAAAUGUCUUCGCUUUAAAGGCCUGGGGACUGCUGAAUCUAGCUUAUGGCAUUUCCAGAUCUCAUUUCCCCUCAUCUCCACAUUAUUUCCAGACUGUAUAUACUGUAAAUAAAAAAAAAGGGAAAAGGCAAAAAAAAUAAAUUAAAAAAGGACUCAAGGUGGAUUCUUAAAUAUUUCACUUAGAAGAGCUAAACCCUUGAUAUACCAAAUGCUAUUUAUUCUUUUCAACUCCCUUUCAUUCCUUCUGAAAUAUUAAACUGGGACUUACUUUCAACCACAUGUAGAAAAUUACUAAUUUACCCUACCCCUGACAGGAAACUUUGUGCUAUUUCAGAUUUUCAAUACACUCCAUUCUGUGUGAUUUAUAAGCGUUUUGAAAAGUGGGGACAUGGGGCAAUGCCCUGAAAAGUCACCUUCUCCUUGUAAUACCUAUGUCAGACCCUUGUCAUUAUAAAAUGUAUGUCCUCAUUUGUCACAAAAACGUGCACACACACACACACACACACAUUAUGUAUGCUAGAACUUAUUUCAGCUCAAUUUAUUAAUUGUAAUCUUGGAGAAAUUUAAUAUAA